This is a messenger RNA of Nanorana parkeri, 780 nucleotides long. RefSeq names its product cell division cycle 37 (gene CDC37). Gene Ontology annotation, molecular function: heat shock protein binding; protein kinase binding; protein-folding chaperone binding. Gene Ontology annotation, cellular component: cytoplasm. NCBI's taxonomy places the organism in Eukaryota, Metazoa, Chordata, Amphibia, Anura, Dicroglossidae. The annotation marks the transcript as partial. The transcript has 4 exons. The record is from RefSeq and is a predicted model, not a curated record. Gene Ontology annotation, biological process: protein folding; protein stabilization.
GAGGCUUUGGGAAGUGACGUCGGUGAGAGGGCAGGCUUCUGGGUUGAGGCUUUGGGAAGUGACGUCAGAGAGAGGGCAGGGGGUGUAUAGAGAGUGCCAGAGCCUUCCAGAAAGCAGAGACAGGCUGCAGUGUGAGUCACCUCACAUACGUGUACAAUGGUUGACUAUAGCGUGUGGGAUCACAUCGAAGUCUCUGACGAUGAAGAUGACACCCAUCCCAACAUUGAUACCGCCAGCUUGUUCCGAUGGCGUCACCAGGCCCGUGUGGAGAGGAUGGAGCAGUUCGAGAAGGAGAAGGAAGACCUCCAGAAAGGGGCGAAGGAAUGCCAGAAGAAGUUUGUGGAAUGUCAGAAGAAAAUGAAGGACCUGGAGGUGGAAGAGUCGGCCAAGUCUGAGGCGCAGAGGCUGCAGAAGGAGAUGGAGCAGCUGAAGAAAGAAGAGAAGAAGUGGCAAAGGAAGGAGGAGGAUCUGAAGAAGAAGGAGAAGAACAUGCCGUGGAACGUGGACACUCUCUGCAAGGAGGGCUUUAGUAAGGUACCACAAAGCCACUUCCAGGGCCGGGGAGGACUCGGGCAUUGGGGCCUGGAAGAUCCUCCAGCAGAUUGUAGAUUUCUCAUGUCAUGUCUUCCCCCGACGCACAUGCUUACUGUCUAUGGAAAAAACGCUCUGAUGGAACAAGUGGCUCACCAGACCAUCGUCAUGCAGUUCAUUCUGGAGCUCGCCAAGAGCCUGAAGGUGGAUCCCCGAGCUUGCUUCCGACAAUUCUUCACCAAGAUUAAG